AAUAUAAACAAUGCUGACAAUAAACUUAAAAGCCACAACCACGCUAUGGGAAAUAAAGCCUCAUUCUUGGAGCGUGAGACGAUCUGCACAUUUUUGGGAGACGAGUUACCUCAGCUCGCCCCAGCUGCAGCGCGCAGUCGCCGCCAUUCCCGCCUCUGCCGCCUCGUGGUUCGGGCGGAGGCCGUUCACCCUCAGCCGGCGUGUGGCUCGACUCUCGACGCUGCGGGGAUGCCGCGGAGAAAACCGGCCAGAAACGCCUAUCAUUUCUUCAUGCUCGAGAAGAUCCCAGAGCUGAGGCAGAGGGGGAUCGAAGUGAGAGGACUCAAGGACGCCGUUCCGCUCUGCGGCUCGGAAUGGGAGUCACUGAAUGAAUCGGAGAAGGAGAAGUACGUACAGAUGGCACAUCAAUGGAAAGCUGAGAAAGAAAAGAUGGUGAACAAAUCUGAAAAAAAUGAACAGUUGCAGAACCCUAUGCACCUUGCAGCAACAAGAGAAAUGAACAGUCCUCCCAUGAUAUGUUUUAGUGAUAAAGAGGUUUGUGAUGAAGUUUUCCAUUUUAUCAGCUUCCUUAGUUUGGCAGAUCUUCCUUCAAACUGUGAACAACGUUUCCUGCCUUGUGAAAUGGCUUGUGUUAAAUAUUCAAUGAAGAAAGGCAUAAUAGAUGAAUUUCAUUGCUUCAUUGAUCCAGGCAUGAUCCCAUAUGGUUUUCGAUACCAUUGCCAGCUUUCAAGUGACAGUACUCAUAAAAUUCCACUUUCAAACUUUGAAAUCGCCAGGUCCAAUUAUUGUGAGAUAUUUCAACAGUUCCUUGCUUUUCUGAAACCAGUAAGAAGCAAUGGUUUCAUCCCAGUUUACAGUAAGUUGGCUGAAUGCUUCAGAGUAAAUUGGUGCCUGAACUGGUUAGCCCGCAAAUCAGGCCGCAGCAGCAUUCCAGUGAAUGUUUUUGAGAUAGAAGAACUCGUAAUGAAACUUUAUGAGUACAAGCUUAAAGAAAAGCCUUCAAAGGAUAGUGUUGAAAGAAUGCUGAAUGUUAUGGUUUGGGAUUAUGCCAUGAAUACCAGGUGUAAAUGGCAUGAUGAGCAUGACAUAGUAUAUUGUGCAUUAGCAACAACCAAGAAAUAUGCAUACUGCAUCAGUGAUUCAUUGUCUUCCAUUUAUAAAUUUGAGAUAACAGCAGCACACAUUCCAAAAAGAGAGUUCACCUACGGCACCAUAUUGAAUCCUAAAGUAUUGGUAUUGGACCAUUCUUGCCAGCAAACAAAAGUCCCAGAGAAUUUGACCAGCCAUUAUUUUCAUUCGCCCUCUGAUCGCAUUUCCAGUGACUUCUUCCCUGCAAAUCCUGGUGCUGUUAGUGAUGAGCGUGGUGAAAGGUUUCACCAGGACAUUGUGGUCAUGGAGAAAAGAUACCAGGGCAACUGGAAUCCUUCAAUACUGGCAAAUUAUUGUUGGACACUUAAGCAAGAAGCCUCAGACACUGAGUACAAAUGAAAAUCAUUAGCAAAACAUUUUUAACUUAGUUGAACUAUUGCAAAGCAUCAGUACCAUUAUGCAAUUAAACACAUUAUAUUCAAUAAAAGUUAAUUUGUUGUUUCUCCAAAUCCCUACAUGAUACAAGUAUUCUGAAAUUAUAUUUGUGUUCAUCUUCAAGCAGUCUAACAUAAACAAAAAAAUUCUGAGGAAGCAACACUUCUGAAAAAAUUUGUUUUCCAGUGUAAUUUGUAUUUGGAAGGAUUACAAAGUAGCCAGCAUUUUGCUGUGUAUAUUUCAGAUAAUUUUAAAUGUUCAUGAUUAACUAUUGGAAGGAAACUUGCUGGUUUAGAGGGUAGCAAAAAGACAGAAAACAUUAUUUAGAAUUUUAUUCAGCUUUUAAAAUAAUUAUGGUUUACUCACAAGUAUUACACUAAUAAAAACACACAAUAUCUGAAGACAGAAAGUAUUAAUUAACACAGCAGGGUUUUGAUUAUAUCGAGGUAAAGUUUUAAUUUUUAUUAUUCUAUGACUGAAAAUUUUCCUAGUUCCAUUAAUAACUUUAAAAAGCUGAAAAUGUUUGUACUGCAUAUGAUUUGCAUAAAUGAUUAUGGUAAUAUAGUUAAAUCACUGGACCAUCAGACAGAAGUACAAGUUUGAACCCCUGCAUUCAGGUGGGAAUUGAUGUGAGAGAGACCAGAUUAUAGUGAAAUAAGUGGGCAAAUGAGGCUUAGCUUCAUGGGCCGAAUAGCCUCUGACAUCAUAAGAAAUAUGAGAUAUAGCAGCUAGAGAAUUUGCAGUCAAUUAAUUAAUCUUUUAUUUUAAAAUGUGUACUUAGUGAAAUAAUUUGUCAUGAAAAUUCACUUUGGUUCCUAAUGUCUUCAAGGGAAAGAAAUUGGCAAUUCCUUCCUGGAACAACUGUGGAAAAUUUAGAUACACAAAUGACAUUUGACUCUUAAUUCCUUCCCUGGUAGUAAAGGUUGUAAAUUGCAUGCUGUGUACCAGAAAUAAGUAAUUACAAACGGCAUUCUCCAGUAGGCUCAUUGCCUGGAGAUACAGGCCAGAUAGUGAAUUGCACACCUGUGUUACCUCAUGAUAAUGCAUCAUUUACAAGCAUCAUCCAUUUCUAGCUCAGGGAUUUCUGAAAGUUGCCAUUGAAGACAACAACAAUGCACGACUAGCUUAGAAAUAUAUGACUUGCCAACCAAGAAUCCACAGAAUGGGACAAAAUGGGUGUUAUUAGAAAGGAAGAGCAAAUUGCAUAACAGUGCUUCAAACAAUCUAGAUUCUGCUUGUGAAAGGCUGUCCAUUUUGUGGUGUUGCAACUGCCUAAGUUGAUGUCAAGUGAGAUGCGACAUGCAGAGUCUAAUUAGACACAUUUUCCAAUCCUUGCAGUUUAGCUACACACAAGGUCACAAAACAGCAUUUCUGAAACAUAAAAAUUGUCCAGCAAUAAUGAUUCUCAUUCUGAAUUUAAAGAUCUUCAGCACACUGAGCAAAAUUACCUUAAAAAAAGUGCCAACAACAUCAGUGACAAAUGGCAAUCUAUAUUUCAGAACAUAAACUUAACAUGUUAUUUUAAAAGAACAUUAAGAGUGUACAACCUAAAACUAGUACUGUCACAUUAAUACAUAGCAAACUGAACUUUGAAUAGAAAUUUUCUU
This is a messenger RNA of Hypanus sabinus (Atlantic stingray), 3131 nucleotides long. Its product is annotated as protein maelstrom homolog. Gene Ontology annotation, biological process: spermatogenesis; regulation of miRNA-mediated gene silencing; male meiotic nuclear division. The coding region runs from base 46 to 1488 and encodes 480 amino acids. The transcript has 12 exons. The record is from RefSeq and is a predicted model, not a curated record. Gene Ontology annotation, cellular component: P granule; nucleus. Gene Ontology annotation, molecular function: sequence-specific DNA binding. NCBI's taxonomy places the organism in Eukaryota, Metazoa, Chordata, Chondrichthyes, Myliobatiformes, Dasyatidae.